This is a messenger RNA of Onychostoma macrolepis, 7541 nucleotides long. RefSeq names its product SRY-box transcription factor 5 (gene sox5). Gene Ontology annotation, molecular function: DNA-binding transcription factor activity, RNA polymerase II-specific; RNA polymerase II cis-regulatory region sequence-specific DNA binding. NCBI's taxonomy places the organism in Eukaryota, Metazoa, Chordata, Actinopteri, Cypriniformes, Cyprinidae. Gene Ontology annotation, cellular component: nucleus. The transcript is spliced from 21 exons. Gene Ontology annotation, biological process: cell fate commitment; positive regulation of chondrocyte differentiation; regulation of transcription by RNA polymerase II. Bases 1307 to 3589 code for a protein of 760 amino acids. The record is from RefSeq and is a predicted model, not a curated record.
GACGAAAAAGUGCAGCCGUUUCCUGUGAAAAUAUAGCGGGAUACAAAGAGCUCUUUCAGGGCCUGGGCGGCCCACUGCAGAAGCUCUUCCAUGCCCCUAACACCAGCCUGCCUGACUCACAGAGACCCAGCCAGAGACUGACACAGGCCCCAGCCCAAACACGCAACAUUUCCACAUCCUCCCAGCUUCUUACGCUCACUGACACAAACUAUUAAUACACUGAGGCAAAAUGCAGCUAUUGCUUAUUCAGAACAUAUGAGUGGCAAAGCUGCUGAGUUUACAUCAGAGAUAAUAUACAACACACUCGAUGAAAUUUUGGCAUGUAAUUCAUCCCAUACUGUUUGUACAUUACAUGUGCUACUGAUGUGAAUGAUGCAUCAGAAAUGGUAUAGUUUUGGGGCCUUUUUUUUUUUUUAAAUCAGACGUUUCUGUCUGGAAGAUCCAAAGCCAAAUCUAGUGACCAGAAUACAUUUGUAUGACCAGAAUGCAUUGUUGAUGCCCUGGAGAACUGAUGUAACAGAUCUUAACCACAUAGCAACCAACCUAAUCACCCUAGCAAAUUUUGUAUGAGUAAACAGCACUGCUACAACUAACUAUAGAAACUGUGGAAAUCUUGUUAAAUAGUGCUCAGUGUGCAGCAUUCUGGAUGGGAAAAGACUGGAAGGAUGACAACACCAGAAUAAUAGUCUUUUUUUUUUGUCAGAACUUCUUGGACCAUGAACGUUGCAUGGAUCUGCUUUCUUCCCAAACAUCCUGUAGAAAAAGAGACUACAUUGGUUUCGAUGGGACUGUAUUCAGCUCUAUAUUAAGGCUGUGGGACUGGGCCGCUUUGGUGGAAAACACGCGUUCCCGAGGGACCGACGUUACCAUGAGAUCCUACCUGGAACAAUGUGAUCGGCCACGGGGCUGCCUGGCUGCCACUCCGCCCCCGUCCAACCCUAGCCCUGGGAUUUCACCUCGUCCUUGAGAGACCAGCGCAAAUCAACCCAAAUAAAACAUCCCGACCCUGUUCACCUCUCCCGGAGGGUCGUUUUCCUUCGAGACACGUGGACGAAGCCGUACACAGCAUUAGGGACCGAAGAGACGCAGCCUCUAUAGAGGGACUCAGACAGGGUGGGAGGAGAUCCCAGCAGGGUUCAGCUGCUCACCAAUGGGUUUGUGGUCUGAAGACGAGCAGCACUCAUCUCUUUCACAUCCUUUGUAGGUAGAAGCAGACACAAGGACAAAACUCUUUCACCACAAGCAGCCUCGACUGACUGACUGUUCAGCGCAAUCCCGUCACACAUUCAAACUCUCUACAGGAGGAAUGAAGACAGGUGAAACUGAAGACAGGAUGUCUUCCAAGCGACCAGCCUCUCCAUAUGGGGGAACAGAUGGAGAGGUAGUCAUGGCGACGAGCAGACAGCGAUUGGAGGAUGAAGAGGUUGACGGACAUGCUGUCAUUCACUUGCCCCUGAGUUCGUACUGCAGCAAAGUGUCCCCGCGAUCUCCACGGCUGCUCGACAGCCCCCCAACACUACACGCGAAUAUGGAUCAGGAUGGCAGUAAAGGCCUGGCCCUGAGCCCCUACCCCCAGCACAACUCGUCUACCUCACCCAGCAAGCAGCAGCAGCAGCAGGAGGAGGGGUCCAUGCGGCCGGGGAGCGAACCCAGCUCCGCUUCAGCUCUGGGCACCCCGGAGAGACGCAAGGGCAGUCUGGCCGACGUGGUCGACACGCUCAAACAGCGCAAGAUGGAGGAACUCAUCAAGAACGAGCCAGAGGAGGCCCCCAGUAUUGAGAGGCUGUUGUCUAAGGACUGGAAGGACAAGCUAUUGGCUAUGGGUUCUGGCAACUUUGGAGAGAUCAAAGGCACCCCGGACAGCCUGGCGGAGAAAGAGCGCCAGCUGAUGGGGAUGAUCACGCAGCUCAGCAGUCUCAGAGAGCAGCUACUGGCCGCCCAUGAGGAGCAGAAGAAACUGGCUGCUUCGCAGAUCGAAAAACAGCGCCAGCAAAUGGAGUUAGCGAAACAGCAACAGGACCAGAUUGCACGACAACAGCAGCAACUUCUGCAGCAACAACACAAAAUCAACCUCCUGCAGCAACAGAUCCAGCAGGUUCAAGGUCAGUUGCCUCCACUGAUGAUACCCGUGUUCCCUCCAGAUCAGAGAACUCUGGCGGCCGCUGCAGCACAACAAGGAUUUCUACUUCCUCCAGGGUUCAACUACAAACCAGGCUGCAGUGACCCUUACCCUUUACAGCUAAUCCCUACGACUAUGGCAGCGGCUGCUGCGGCGACGCCUGGCCUCGGCCCUCUUCAACUGCAGCAGUUGUAUGCAGCUCAGCUAGCUGCCAUGCAGGUGUCUCCGGGGGCCAAACACAGCACAGUGCCUCAGGCCAACCUGGCAACCGGAACACUCUCGCCCACCAGCGGCCAGAGCGAGAAAAACAGAAGCACCCCACCACCAAAGCCCAAGGACGAGGGCGCUCAGCCCUUGAAUCUGUCGUCCAAGCCUAAGGCAUCCGAGAGCAAGUCACCCACCUCCCCCGCUUCCCCACAGGUCCCUGCCCUGAAGCUGGGCCCCGGGUCCCUGAAGCACAGCGCCCCCUCCAGCAUCGGAGGACCGCCGUCCAGACUCAGCUCCAUAGACCUGCUGUCAUCCAUCACCUCCGGCGGCUACCUGAACGACCAUGAGGCAGUGACCAAAGCUUUCCAGGAGGCCCGACAGAUGAAGGAGCAGCUAAAGAGAGAACAGCAGGUUCUGGACGCCAAAGUAGCGGCAGUCAACAGCCUGAGCCUCAACAACGGUCGCUCAGAGAAGGAUAAAGCCGCUCUUGAAAGCCUGAGCCAACAGUUAAAACAGUCUGAAGAGAGCAAGUUCACUCACGCAAUGAUGGACUUUGGCAUCAGUGGCGAUUCAGAUGGAAGCCCGAGUGUGUCAGACUCACGGAUCUUCAGGGAGGCUCGAGGACGUGGCAGCAGCGAACCACACAUCAAGCGGCCCAUGAACGCCUUUAUGGUCUGGGCUAAAGACGAGAGGAGGAAGAUCCUUCAGGCCUUCCCUGACAUGCAUAACUCAAACAUCAGCAAGAUUCUCGGUUCUCGUUGGAAGGGCAUGACCAACCUGGAAAAGCAGCCAUACUAUGAAGAACAGGCCCGUCUUAGUAAGCAGCACCUAGAAAAAUACCCAGACUACAAAUACAAACCACGGCCCAAGCGCACCUGCCUAGUGGAUGGAAAAAAAUUGCGCAUUGGUGAAUAUAAGGCCAUCAUGCGCAACCGCAGACAGGAAAUGCGCCAGUACUUCACCGUAGGGCAGCAGGCCCAGUUGCCCUUGUCCUCAGCGGGCGUUGUGUACCCAGGCGCGCUCUCUAUGGCAGGAAUGCCCUCUCCACAGAUGCCCUCCGAGCACUCAAGCAUGUCUAGUAGCCCUGAACCAGUCCCACCCACCAGCCAGCCCUCUUACCUCACACACAAGGGGGAGAAGCCUCGCGUUAAGGAGGAGGACCUCCGAAUGGACGACGGCAACGGUGACGCCUACGAUGACUUCGACUACGAAGACGAUGACGGGGACUAUGGCAGCGACAGCGAGAAUCACAUCACUCAGUAAACCUGCCAAUCACAGCCAUCUCACCAGUCACCUGGCAUCUCACGCAAGCAAACUUCAUUCCGCCCCCAUACACCGUCCAAUCAGGACUCCUCCAGAGCCAAGCCCGAUAUCCACAGCAAAGCACAGGACCUGUCAAUCAAAGUGACUGUUACAUGGAAAGGAGGGUCUUGUAAAGGAAGUAUAACACUUGCCUUGACUCCCGCUGAGCGAACGUACCACGGCAAGUUCAUAUCGAAUCACAAGUAAGCUACGACGACAUAGGAAAAAUGACCCUUAACCGAUUUGUUAUCGAGACAUUUAUUACUAAGGACCUGUCAGUCGACCCGUCAUAGACACUUUAAAACGGUGGACCUGUUUGUUUCUAAAGAGACACUUUUAAACAGCUUUUUUUCUUGGUUCUAUAAUAUUCUCACUCAGGUACACAGUGCCAACAAGUGGCUUGUGAAUGUGAUUUUGUUGUUUUUGUGCUACAGUUUUAAUAGAGAAAAAAGACAUUUAUUUUCCUCUUCACCGUAAAGCACCUGACAGGAGUAAAAUUACAAACAUUUCCUUUUUUUUUUUCCUUCGGCGUGCUAUUAGCUGAAUCUCUUUCUAUCAUCCUCACGCCCAUGUCCUCUCACUCAAAGAUGUCUUUUCUGUUGGACGAAAGGAUGGAAGGGAGGAUUUGCAUCCCUUCACUCAGGAGUUCGGACAUCGCUGGAUGACAGACAAUCCCUCCUUCCUCGCAUCUUUUCCUCUUGACACGCUUUUACUGUUCCUUUCUCCUCCUCUUCUGUGGGAGCUUUGGAUGUUGACGUCUCUCUCAGGUGUGGAGACAAACUUUACGAGAUAGCACAAACUUUGUGUUUGGUGAACAGCUGACAUGUCGAUGGUUAUCGUGGAGAGUGAAGCCUCGAGCAGAAUUAUUGUACGCGUGCACAUUUCUUUAUGUUUGUGUGUGUGUGUGUGUGUGUGUGGGGGGUGAAUGCGCGUUUUGCUAGGUUUUAAGUUAAUUUUUAUUACAUGUAGACGGUUGAUGUGCUGGUCAUGUGAACAUUUACAAAAGGAAAAAACAUUCAUAUUCAAUACGUACGAUUCAUGCUAGCAGCCAGAUCUGUGCGGAAGGAAGCCAAACGUUUUAAUAAUUUAUCAUUCUUUUUAUUUUUAUUUUUUGUCCAAUCGUUUGUUUGAUCAUUUCCUUUAAUUUUUCCCCGUCAUUCUCAUUGUUUCCCUGAACAACCCGUUUCUGUCAUCGCUGGGUGCAGGGAACAUUGCACCUCAUUCUGAAAGGAAAAGAGGAGACGCGGAGAGAAAAGCUCUCUAGAGGAGAGUCUGUGCUUGAAUGGCGUAUUGAAGGAGGAGAAUAGAGUUCCCACAAGCCCCGGUGCUCAGCACUCUGUUUUCAAAGGACAGCUCUGAGAGAAACCAGGGAUCUCCGUACAAGACAAGCACGAGUGUGCGUUUCAAUCAGCGCCCCUUAAUAUAUCUCACAUCUCUACUCCUCCGCAGGGGUUUGUGUUCUGUCUCUCUCUCCUCUUUAUUUCCCACACUUUUCCAUCUAUCACUCAGUUUAUCAGAGCAGAGGAGUCUCCGAGCCGUGCCAUCAGUCAUCCGCUCUCUGUGUGGCUCUGACUGACCCACUCCAUCUUACUGCACCUGUGUGGCUGCUGUUGGCACGUCGAUGGCGUUUGAUUGACGGCUGCCCUAACUGUAACUACUCUGCCAGCCUCUCCUGGCCUGGUGUGGGCAUAAGGGGGCAGCUGGAUGAGAGAGACACACAAGCUGUUAGGUGAACAGCAGCCAGACUCCAGCCAUUAAUAUCUGUGUUUUUUCCCCCUUUACAUCAACCCAAAGGGCGUCCACUCACAACACAUAUCAAAUUAUAUUAUUUCGAAUGCACACAUAUUCGAAUUUUCUGGCCUACUUGAGAUUUUUUCUGACGAUAAAUGUUAAAGGUACUCUGAUGCCUGUAGCGCUAGCAAAGUUAUGACCAAUCGCAUUUUGCGUGUUCGUCUUUGUCUAGUUUAUUCGGUUCGAUGAGGUCCAGUCCCGUCUGUUGUUUGUAUUUGUGUUUUGCCUCCAUGUCAACGUCACUCUGCUGUCGAGGUUGGGAGGAGCCGUUUCAGACUCUGCAUGUUAAUGUUUUAGUUUGUAUUUGCAAAUACUGUAUUUUAUUUUCAUUAAAACUGCCUCUAGUGUAAUAAUAUUAUUAACAAUAAUUAUAAGAAUAGGCAGCAUUUCCUAAGUUUAGUAAGUUAUGUACAGUAUAAUUUAUUAUUUUCCUCCAGUUGGAUUUUUUUUAUGAUCGUAUGGAAACUGCGCUUGAUAAAGCAUUAUAUUUAGCUGGGUAGGUAUUUAGAUCUAAUUAUUAUGUUCAAUAUUCUGUUUUUUGUUCUCCUUUUUUAUUUUAUUUUAUUUGUUCUUGUUUUUUUGUUGAAUUAAUCCUGUUCUGACGCUGAUAUAUCUCUGAGAAAGUGGUCACGGUGAACUGCUGAUAUGAAGGAAAAGAGACAUUUCUCUUUUUUUCAUUUUCUUUUUCUCCUCCGUGCAUCGUUCAUGAACUCCAAACACAUUUCUUAAAGCACUAGGACUCUGGACACUCUGAGACAAACAUAAGAAGAACAUGAUAUUUUUAUUUGUAAUGGUUUAUGUAUAAUGUGAAGUUUCCUAUCUGUUAAUUCUCUUUUUCUUUUACUGAAGAUAAAGAAGACAGCUAUAUUAUACCCCAAUUGUUAUUGAACAGAAAGAGCGUGGAUCUUGUUUACUGAUAUUUGUCAUCCUCUCUCUUAUGUUUCGUUGGAACAUCACUGGUUUAGACAAAUGCAUUUGUUUACCUAUUUUGUCAAAUUUGAGUACCGUUUCAGUACACAGCACCUAACCCUUAAAAGGAUUGUUCACCCAAAAAAUGAAAUCGACGAAGCCUAGAUGACUUACUUUCUUCUGUAGAACACCAAUGGAGACGUUUAGCAGAUGGUCCAAGCUGCUCUCUUCCAUACAAUAAGAGUAGAUGGGGACUAGGGGCUCUGAAAAGAAAAAAGCCUCAUAAAAGAGGUCCAAACAGCCGUGCUAUAUUCCGAAGUCCUCUGAAGCCAUAUGACAAGAAACAGACUUACUUUCAUUAUGUGCAAAACAGCAGCUUGGACAUUCUGUUAAACAUCUUUUGUGCUUCACAGAAGAUUAAAAGUGAAACGGCUUUUGAAAGAUGGUGGCAAGUAAACCAUCGCUUUUAAUCAGAAGACAUGACUUUUCUGAAUUGAUCAAACUGUCUGAUUCCAGUGACGCUCCACUGAAUGGCCAUAUUAGAUGUUUUUAUCUCCAGAAUUGUUUUAGCUCCACACACUGUCUCCCUCUGUCAAUCAAGCUCACAGUAGUGGCAUCACAAUCACACCUGGGCAGAUAACGAAAGUCACAAUCGCCAUCUGAUGUGACCAUGCUUUCACUUUUAGUAAUUCCCACAAUCAUAUCAAUCGAUAGGGGCACGUAUGCUGGCUGGUUUAACAUACAAAGUCACAUUCUGUCAACUAAUUAUCUGUCAGCAUGGUAACCUCAUGGUCUUUAGAACUCAUACUCUGAUAUAAUGAUGGCCUGUAUUAUGAACAAUAAUUGAUAAGACAAUCAAAGUCAUGUGUGGAGCUCAAAACAACGUUAAAUGACAUCAAACAAAAAGUACUUAGAAACUUAUCUUACCAUCUCAACUUGAAAAUCGAGAAAGAUAAUUAUGUAAAUAUAGCAUAGAGUUAUAGAUUUAUAUUUUGUUCAUAACACAGUGUAAUAUAAGUUGUAUAUUUCUUUCUCUCUUUUAUUGAUGUUAUUCAUGCCACAAUAAAAGCAAGAGUUACUGUACUCUUAUGGAAAAAAAACGAAAAAAAAAAAAGCAAGCCGUGGGUUACCACCAUCUGUUCUAAGUUGACGUUUUUCAGUAUUACUGCCAGUCAAGGCUCAAAUAAAAACAGCAACGUGUUCUGUAUCUCUA